Sphaerodactylus townsendi is the source of this 2756-nucleotide messenger RNA. RefSeq names its product zinc finger and SCAN domain-containing protein 30-like. NCBI's taxonomy places the organism in Eukaryota, Metazoa, Chordata, Lepidosauria, Squamata, Sphaerodactylidae. The coding region runs from base 59 to 1636 and encodes 525 amino acids. Gene Ontology annotation, biological process: regulation of transcription by RNA polymerase II. Gene Ontology annotation, molecular function: RNA polymerase II cis-regulatory region sequence-specific DNA binding; DNA-binding transcription factor activity, RNA polymerase II-specific. The record is from RefSeq and is a predicted model, not a curated record. The transcript has 7 exons.
GGGGGGAGCAUCGCUGGUGGAUCCUCUUGAACAGUUGGAGGCGACCCAGGCAAAGGAGAUGGAAAAGCAGGACCCAGAAGGCCCGGCACCUGGCAAGACAGCAAGGAACAUCCAAGCUGGGAGUGGUGUUGCAUUCUGGGAGAGAGCUGUGGCAGAGACCUGGGAUCAGGAGCCCCUGAACCCAGAAGUACUUUCCCGACACUUCCGGCAGUUCCGCUACCGUGAUGCCGACGGGCCCCGAGAGGUUUGCAGCCAGCUCCAUGGACUUUGUAAGCGCUGGCUGAAGCCGGAGGUGAACUCCAAGACGCAGAUCCUGGACCUGGUGAUCCUGGAGCAGUUCGUGACCAUCCUGCCCCGGGAAAUGCAGUGCUGGGUCAGAGGAUGUGGGCCGGAGACCAGUUCCCAAGCAGUGGCUCUGGCUGAGGGUUUCCUCCUGAGUGAGGCCGAGGAGGAGAGGCAGGCCGAACAGAUGUGCAGUCCAUCCGUGAAGAUGGAAGCAGAGUUUUCUCCCAUGGAAGGAGCUCUGUGGGAGGAGGGGGAGCUGGCUCAGGCCCAGAAGCAUACCCCAGAUGCUGUCCCACGUGGCAGUGAAGAGACAGUGUUGAGCCAUACUCUUUGCGCAGGUGUGGAAACAGCUGCUGCACCUCCAGCCCAGUCUUUGGUUACCUUUGGGGAAGUUGCCAUACAUUUCACAGAGGCAGAGUGGGCAUUGCUGGAUCCUGACCAAAGAGCCUUCUACAAGGACGUCAUGCUGGAGAACUACGUGAGCAUGGCUUCUCUGGCAGGGAACGAGCAGUGGGAUGAUGGGGAUGAGAAAGUGCAUCAGCUAUUGCCUGAUAAAGUGAAGAUCGAUGAUCUGCAAGAAAGUGACAGAAAUCAAGGCAGUCCUAAGAGGCAGCAAGGAAGUCACGUGGCUGAGAAGAGCAAUCAAGCCAUUUCUCUCCAAGAUAAGGAUUUCUGGGAACUAAUCCACAAAAUAGAAGAUGCACGUAAAUGCUUAGAGUGUGGAAUGAACUACUCAGAUCAAACCCAAUAUGAGAUCCAUUUGCAAAUGCAUAGUGGAAUGAAGAACGCUCAAUGCUUGGAGUGUGGCAAGACUUUUCUUUGCAGAGUAGAGCUCCUGAGGCAUCAAAAAACACAUCAAGGAGAGAAGCCUUAUAACUGUUCAGACUUUGGCAAGAGCUUCUCCCAAAAAUCAUCUCUUUUUCAACAACAAAGGACUCAUUCAGGAGAGAAGCCAUUAAUCUGCUUAGAAAAGGGAACAACUUUCUCAGAAAGAAGAAAGGGAAAUGUACUCAUUCCAAAGCAUGGUAUUCUAAGGGCACAUAAAUGCUUUUGGUGCGGAAAGUUCUUCAGAUGUAAAUCAAAGCUCCUUGUGCACCAGAGAAUGCACACAAGGGAGAGACCUUUUGAAUGCUCAGAGUGUGGAAAGAGAUUCAGUCAGAGGGGCACUCUUCAACGACAUCAAAGAACUCAUAUAAAGGAGAGACCUUUUGAAUGCUCAGAGUGUGGAAAGAGAUUCAGUCAGAGAAGCCAUCUUAAAAAGCAUCAAAGGGCUCACACAAAGGAGAGGAGCAGACUUGAAAACUUCCCCUUUUCAGCAAAUCAGAUGUCUUUUCUGAAUCUGACCCACUGAAUUUUGAGGCAGUAACUUCCUCUGUAUCUCUCCUAUCAGAAUUCUGCCACACAGACUGCAAUUCUCAGCUUUUCACUCAUUUUGGAGCACUUAAUAGUGGCCUUUUAUUUUCUGUUUCUUUGCACUGAUUAAUAUAAGAGUUCACUUUAUUUCUGUGUCCAUAGCUGGAAUGCUGUAUUUAGCUUCUGAUUCUCUUUUUGUCAUCUUUUACUUCUGCUUUUUGGACAUAAUUAGGAAUUUGUUUCUUCAGUCAUCCAUCAAUGUUUUUAAUUUCUUUUGGCUACAUGAAUAUCCUUUGCCCAUUCUACCCUGAUAAUAUCUCCAUUUUCAACAGUUUAAGAGCUUAACUGGUAACCUCUCCCCCCCACCCUUCCUGUAACCUUUCCCAGCCAUUCAGGGGACUAUUGCCUGUAACCUAUCCCAGCCAUUCAGGGGACUGUCGUGGUUUGGGCCCGUGGAGGGGAAUACGCGGCUGUGCGGAGCUUGCUUCCACAGCUGCGCAUCCCAUGGGGCUGUUUGUGCGAACAGCCCCAGAGCCUGCAUCGGCAUGAUUAAUGCCAAUGCAGGGUCUCUCCCUUGGCUGUGCGGAAACCGCCCAGGUCUCCGUGUAAUUUGCCUCCUGUAGAAGAGGGGCAGUGUUUCUGUGGAAGCUCCUAUCUGUUCUCCGAGAAAAUUUUUUGUGGCAAUGCUGUGUGGAAUUCCUCUGGAGCAGGAAAACGUCCAACUGCAGCAACAGUGCCGGAGCCUAAGUGAUUGUCCAUAGGAGGGGUGUCACCAGAGGUGGGAUCCAACCAGUUCUCACCACUUCUCUAGAAGUGGUUACUAAUUUUUUCUGAGUGCCGAGAAGGGGUUACUAAAGCAACCUCCCUGCCCAAUAGGGACUGUGUGUGGCGGCCCCACUGUUUGAAUCCCACCACCAUCGGAACCUGUUAUUAACAUUUUUGGAUCCCACCACUGGGUGUCACGUAGCCAAGGAUUGCCACAGGAUCAUCAUGGUGUACAUCCUAUUUCCCAAAUGUUCUGUUUGCGCCUGCCCCUGAGGAUGAACAUGCUGCUUUCAUGGCCUUCCUGAUUUUCCUGCUUGUGAACAGAACACCCAAUAAAUUGCAUCCAGACACUC